AUGGCUGGCCGCGUUUGGGCCCUUCGAGACUUCCUCUCAGUGCCCAUGCGCGAAGACAUUAACGAUCAGAUGCUCGUCACAGAGAUCAUGCUGCACCAAAAGCCCGAGUUGGCCACCUUGGACUACCAGAGCGAGCUCUUCCAGAAUGUUUUCGGUAUCGAGGGCAUCCUGGAAGGCCCGUGGACGGAGGAGCACCUUCAGCCGAGGGGGUCUGUGGUCUUCAUGGAGGACGGCGACCGCCGUUGGAUCGAAAACAGGCUGACAAAGUCACAGCCCGUGAUCCUGCACUUUCCCGGACCAGGCAAGUUUGGCAAAGUAACGACUUGUCUGGAAAGCUCUCAACUGGAGUGCCAUCGAUCGCUACCAUUUGAAGUAGUGCGGCUUUUCCUGCCGAAGGCCUACGAGGGCUGGCAACUGCACACCCUGCAGAGAAGUUUCGACGACGUGGGCACCAUGUGGCUCUGGCGAUGGACCCGAGAUGAUUUCAUCCAUGUGCAGAAAAUCUACGAGCUUGUGGACAAGAUGAGGGCGCGUGAGCACACGAUAG
Messenger RNA from Symbiodinium pilosum, 547 nucleotides. NCBI's taxonomy places the organism in Eukaryota, Dinophyceae, Suessiales, Symbiodiniaceae. The record is from the annotation of a GenBank genome assembly.